Messenger RNA from Oncorhynchus gorbuscha (pink salmon), 1232 nucleotides. Its product is annotated as extensin-like. The record is from RefSeq and is a predicted model, not a curated record. NCBI's taxonomy places the organism in Eukaryota, Metazoa, Chordata, Actinopteri, Salmoniformes, Salmonidae. The annotation marks the transcript as partial. The transcript has 4 exons.
UGAGCGCUACGUCAGUGUGAUCCUGAAGAUGGAAGCGAUGCUCCAUAGCUGGUUUCCUCAAGUCAGAGCCCGCCCAGACCCAGACCCAGACCCAGACCCAGACCCAGGCCCAGGCCCAGACCCAGACCAGCACACUGACAACCAGGAAGAGCACCACACUCCAGCUAAGAGACACACUCCUGCGAAGCAGUACCAGACCCCAGCCCAGCCACCACCUCCAGCCUCUCCUCCCGUCGUCUCCCCCUCAGAGGGUGACCAGACCCCAGCCCAGCCACCACCUCCAGCCUCUCCUCCCGGUGACCACCACCCAGCCCUGAGAGCCUCCGGCGGACCCCUGCCCGGCUCCUUCCUCUACUCCUCUACCACUCAUCUCAAACGUCUCCACACCGCCCCCAUCUGCUCCUCCAACACAGAGACAGAGACAGCCCAGCAAGAGCCACCGGGCCUGGUCAGACCCUCCAUCGCCUGCUCCCUGGGAUCCAACCGUCCAGCCGACGACCAGGAACAGACCCAAGACGACGCGGUCUCCUCCAGCACUGACCCCCAGGGGAGCACUGUGGACCCCCACCUCCAGACUCACCCUUACAGAGUCAGACCACGAGCCCACCGACGAGGGCCUCCGUCGGGGAAGAUCAGCUCGCCCUGCCUGGAGAGGCUGCUCCAGUCCAAGGAGAGCGUCAUCUCACCCAGAAACAUGGGAGGUCAGAGUCCGGGAGGUGGUGGGGAGAGCGUCAUCUCACCCAGAAACAUGGGAGGUCAGAGUCCGGGAGGUGGUGGGGAGAGCGUCAUCUCACCCAGAAACAUGGGAGGUCAGAGUCCGGGAGGUGGUGGGGAGAGCAUCAUCUCACCCAGAAACAUGGGAGGUCAGAGUCGGGGAGGUGGUGGGGAGAGCAGCCGUUUGUAACAGCUAGACUCAGACAUGGUCCAUGGAGGAGAUAAGGACUGAUCUGGGCACAGAGUUGACCCGGCAGAGACAGAGCUGUAUCUUUCCACAACAGGCUCUCCAAUACAGCAGGGGGCAAAGGACGCUGUCUGAGCAGGACGCUGUCUCUUUAAGAGCUGUGUGUCAUGUGAUCCAUCAUGUGAUCUAACUACGGUUUGUUUAUCUGCAGUAAGACACUGAGACAUGGAGGAGACAUAUUAUAGACCUGCAGUAAGACACUGAGACAUGGAGGAGACAUAUUAUAGACCUGCAGUAAGACACUGAGACAUGGAGGAGACAUAUUAUAGAC